Diplodia corticola is the source of this 966-nucleotide messenger RNA. RefSeq names its product clavaminate synthase-like protein. NCBI's taxonomy places the organism in Eukaryota, Fungi, Ascomycota, Dothideomycetes, Botryosphaeriales, Botryosphaeriaceae. The coding region runs from base 1 to 966 and encodes 321 amino acids. The record is from RefSeq and is a predicted model, not a curated record. Gene Ontology annotation, molecular function: dioxygenase activity. The transcript is spliced from 3 exons.
AUGACACUGGCGACGUUGGAUCUUUCGCUUUUCACUAGGGGGGAUCAGACGCAGUCCGAAGCGUUUUGCAAGAGUUUCAUCGAGGCACUCAAAUCACAAGGCUUCGUCAAGCUCAUCAAUCAUGACGCCGACGAGUUCUUCGAUCUUUCCGAAGAAUGCAAAUUGAAGUGCGAGCAUCCGCAGCGACCGAACCCUCAUCGAGGCUGGAGCAAGUUGGGCAAGGAGAAGCUCGCCGGUAUCACCGGUUUCCAGAAGAACGUGACCAAUCCUCCACAGGUAAACGACCUGAAGGAGACGUUCGAUCAAGGCAAUGCCAAAGACGACAUGUUCGACAACAUCUGGCCCGACGAGCAGGACAUUCCAGGUUUCCGUACUUUCAUGGAAGCCUUCUUUGAGCAGUGCCACCUCAUGCACAUGCAGCUCCUCGCCGCCACCGAAACGGGCCUCGCGCUCCGCACCGGCCGUCUGGUCUCACUAUGUAAUCGCAACGAGACAGAGCUGCGUCUGACGAGGUAUCCCCGCGUCGACAUUGACAGACUGCGGGACGGGAAAACGACGCGAAUCGCCGAGCACACGGACUUUGGAACGUUCACGCUCCUCUUUCAGGAUUCUACGGGCGGGCUGGAGGUUGAGGAUCAGCGGAGGCUGGGCACCUUUCUGCCCGUGACGGCGGAGAAGGAGGGCAAGAUGGAGAUGAUUGUCAACGUCGGCGACACGGUUCAACGGUGGACCAACGACGAGCUAUGCUCCGUCAACCAUCGCGUGACCCUUCCGACGGCGCUGAAAGACGUCAAGUGCGGCAGCAGCGUCGUUCCUGCGAGGACGUCGGUCGCGUUCUUUGGGAAGGCGAACCGCCAUGCGUCACUUCGCUGCUUCCCGGAGUUCUCGCAGCACAAGGCGGCCCGGUUCGACGAAGACGUUACUGCACAUGAGUACAAUCAGCGCAUGGUGGAGAAGACGUAUUGA